AUGGCGACCGACGUCAAAUACAGGACCGACGACGCGUCCAACAACAACGUGAUCGGAAAAAAAGCUCAAUUGUUCCCGAAAAAAGCCGAAGUCGACUUGUCUUUUGAAAAUCUCUCCUAUACCGUAAACACGUUCAGCAAGUUCAAAAAAGUGAAAAAAGAGAUUUUGCACGGCAUCAACGGCAAUUUCCGGUCUGGACAACUAACAGCCGUCAUGGGGCCGUCGGGCUGCGGCAAGAGCACAUUACUCAACGUUCUCGCCGGAUACUCGAUAAGUGGAAGUUCGGGUCAAGUGUAUUUGAACGACUCGUUGCGAGAUGAAAAACAAAUGGCCAACAUCAGCUGUUACAUACAGCAGGAUGAUUACGUUCGAGACCUGUUGACCGUCAGGGAAUCGAUGACGGUGGCGGCCCACCUCAAGUUACCGACAACUGUGUCAGCUGUAUCAAAGGCCAGCCAAGUGGAGGACCUGCUGGACGCGUUGGGGCUGUCCAUCCACGGAGACACCGUUACCAAAAGGCUCUCCGGAGGCCAGAAAAAGAGACUGUCAAUCGCCUUAGAACUUAUAACCAACCCGUCGAUAUUAUUCCUAGACGAGCCCACCACUGGUUUAGAUAGCCAAUCUUGCAGCCAGUUCGUAUCACUGAUGGCUGACCUAGCCCACAACCAAAGCCGUACCAUGGUGUGCACACUGCACCAGCCCAGUGCUUUACUGUUUGAAAAGUUUGACCAAAUUUAUGCGUUGAGCUCGGGCCAGUGCAUCUACCAAGGACCUCCCAACUUCGUUAUCCCUUACUUUGCCGAACGGACCAUCGUAUGUCCACCAUACCACAAUCCUGCAGACUUCUUGAUCGAAGUGGCAAUAGGCGAGUAUGGUACUGAUGUACUGGUCAAACUGGCUGAUACAACAAAAAUCUCAUACAUUAAGGACCACAAUAACUGCCAUUUAAUUUCCGGGGAUCAAGAAUUACAACUAGAAAAUGGCACAUGCUUGAAAAAUAAUAAUAUUGCCGACAAGAAACAAACAUUCAAAUCCAAGAUUUUAAACAAACCUCCGUAUUAUUUACAAGCCUAUCAUUUGUAUUUGCGAAAUGUAAUCAUGUACAAACGUAACAAAUCAAACCUUAUGUUGCGGGUUCUCGCACAUUUCGUCAUUGCCCUAAUUUUUGGAUACCUCUACCGUGGUGUGGGCAAUAAUGCGUCGUUGGUGAUCAGCAACAUGGUGUUUGUGUAUGGUACCAAUUUGUUUUUGGUUUACACCGGUCAGAUGGCCGUUAUCGUGUCUUUUCCAUUAGAGUACAAGGUCUUGAAGCGGGAACACUUUAACAGUUGGUUCACACUUUUUCCGUACAUGAUAUCCAUAUUGCUGGUUGAAAUACCGUUUCAGAUACUGUGUUGCCUCGUCUACAUUGUGCCUUCGUAUAUCAUGACUAGCCAACCACUGGAAUUGAUGAGAUUCAGUUACUUCACUAUAUUCCUGGUAGUAACUUCCCUGACGUCACAGAGUACCGGGUUCUUGUGCGGUGCUACUAUGCCAGUCAAAGUGUCUGUAUUCGUCGGACCGGUAUUCGUGGUGCUCCUGUCCGUGUUCGGGUUUGCGAUACGAUUUACGGACAUACCCGCCAUUUACGUGUGGCUUCACUAUUUCAGUUUCGUACGAGGAUCGUUCCAGAGCCUGGUGUACACGCUGUACGGUUUCGGCAGAGGCGUCUUGCCGUGCUCCGACGAGAUGUACUGUCACUACAAGAACCCGAUGAAGUUUCUCACCGAAAUGGAGUUCGCCCAGGUGAACAUCUAUCCCGAAUUUUUCUACAUAUGCUUCUUUUUCCUGUGCACUUACGUGCUGACCACAACGGUCAUAUGGUACAGGCUGAACAAGCGGUAG
Molecule: messenger RNA, 1884 nt
Organism: Macrosiphum euphorbiae (potato aphid)
Lineage: Eukaryota; Metazoa; Arthropoda; Insecta; Hemiptera; Aphididae
Source: the annotation of a GenBank genome assembly